AGCGCUCCAACCGCAGACUUUAGCUCUGUGACUGAGAGGCAGGAGGCGGAGCGGGGGGAGGACUGGAGGACAACGGAAUAAUAAUGGCGAGGAGGAUAAUGGAGUCGGCGGCGAGUGGAAACCACCUGGGCGGCGUGCCAAGAAAGGUAGUUAUCGCGGCGGUGGGCUGCUUUGCCAAGGCCGUGGCCAAUCUGAUUAACACCACCACCGUCCACAACGCCGACACCCUCCUCCGCCUCGUCACCUCUCGCCCUCAGGGGAUCCCUCUCAUCACCGUCAGCAAUCACAUGUCCACCUUGGAUGAUCCUGUGAUGUGGGGAUUCAAAGGGUUUCCAACUUGUGAUGCAAAAUUGGCAAGAUGGGUAUUGGCUGCUGAGGAUAUCUGCUUUAAAAACACGGUGUUCUCAUACUUUUUCCGCCUUGGAAAAUGCAUACCUAUUACAAGAGGAGGUGGAAUCUAUCAAGAACAUAUGAAUGAAGCAGUUGAGCGCUUGAGUAAUGGAGCCUGGUUGCAUACGUUCCCAGAAGGAAAGGUGUGUCAAGAAGAUGCCUCCAUAAGGCGACUAAAGUGGGGUACAGCCAGUCUUAUUGCCCGUGCCCCUGUGACUCCGUUAGUUCUGCCAAUCAUUCAUCACGGCUUUGAAAAGGUCAUGCCUGAAGAUUAUAUGUUUGGCAGAAGACCUCCUUUUCCUUUGUGCAACAGGAAGAUAAGUAUUGCUGUCGGCGAGCCAAUGGAAUUUGACCUUCCCGCGUUGAGACAGAUGGCACUAUCGUCGUCCGAACGCCCAUCAUCACAUACGGGCAGUCAGUGGCCCAAAACUGUGCAAGGUGGACUGGACGAGGCAGCCCAAAGAUAUCUCUACACAACCAUAUCGGAUCAAAUCCGAACAGCCAUGGAGAAGUUGAGAAGUUUCUGCAAAGCUGAAAUGAAGUCAGCUGGUGAGUGUAGCUCCAUUUCUUCUCAAAAAUAAAAUUUGUUUAUGAGGCGCUUCUUGCUUCGGGCUUCAUUUAAUCCUUGCCUAGGUGUUAUAUUCAAGUGUAUUGCAUUCUAGAAUAUCUUCUAGUGUUUUAAAACGCAUUUUAGAACACUGGGAGAUGUCUAGCGCGUUUUAGAACAUGACUGGUAGGUUCUGAAUUCAAUGUUUGUGUAUUUAGAAAGCAUGAAUCUUGUUGAAGUUUUAACCUUACCCACACAUGUUUGAAGGAGAAUGACCUCUGUAGCUCUGAGGCAACAUUUGAUUUCUGGAGAAUCAUUAAUUGCUGUAGAUGAUAUUUUGUGGACAAAUGUGUUCUCUGUGAUUUUCUUGAGAAAAUAAAUAUUUUGCGAACAAAUGAUAUUUUGUGGA
Messenger RNA from Cuscuta campestris, 1346 nucleotides. The record is from the annotation of a GenBank genome assembly. NCBI's taxonomy places the organism in Eukaryota, Viridiplantae, Streptophyta, Magnoliopsida, Solanales, Convolvulaceae.